Lactuca virosa is the source of this 261-nucleotide messenger RNA. Lineage: Eukaryota; Viridiplantae; Streptophyta; Magnoliopsida; Asterales; Asteraceae. The record is from the annotation of a GenBank genome assembly.
AUGUCGCGAUCGUCGAUCUCUUCUUCUAGAAACCCUCCCAUCCAGAUCAGUAACUUUAGGGAGUCAGAUGAGCUGAAGACUUGUAGGUGUGACAAGCCGACGAAGGAACGGACGAGCUGGAAAUAUCACAACCUAGGAAGGCGGUUCUGGAACUGUCGCAACAGUUUGACAACAUUAAAAAGUUGUGAUUACGCCUUCUGGAAAGACGAUGAGCUGCCUGAGGGGUACUACAAGAACCUUAUCACAACGUUAAAGCAGUAG